This is a messenger RNA of Penicillium cinerascens, 645 nucleotides long. RefSeq names its product putative GAJ protein. Lineage: Eukaryota; Fungi; Ascomycota; Eurotiomycetes; Eurotiales; Aspergillaceae. The transcript has 2 exons. The record is from RefSeq and is a predicted model, not a curated record. Gene Ontology annotation, biological process: reciprocal meiotic recombination. Gene Ontology annotation, molecular function: double-stranded DNA binding. Bases 1 to 645 code for a protein of 214 amino acids.
AUGGCGCCCAAAUUGUCCAAAAGCGAGAAACAGAAGCUCAUUCUGACCCACCUCCGCAGUACGGGUACCUGUCACACCCUGAAGGACCUGGAAAAGACGUUGUCGAGUGUGGCCUCUAUUCCCGGCAUCCAGGUCAAAGAAUACAUCCAGGCCCUACUGGACGAGGACAAACUACGAGUUGAGAAGAUCGGCAGCGGCAACUGGUACUGGUGCUUCGAGAGUGAUGAAAAACACGAACGCGAGCGACAAUUGGCCCGGGUGAGGACGGAGGUGGAGAAGACCCGGAAAUCGUGUUCCGAUGCUGAGGCGGCUCUGGCCGCUGCAUCCACGCGGCGCCAGGAGGAGGCCGACGACGCCGGGCGUGACGGCGAACGUGAGGCACUUGCAGAGAAGAAGGCCGAGGUUGAGGCCGAGGUGAACGGAUUGCGUGCAGUCCAACAGCCCGACACCAGUAGAAGUGGGCGGCAGUUACAGCAGGAAAUCACGGAGUUCCGACAGCAGGCGAUGCAGUGGACGGAUAACGUCUACAUUCUGGAGGAGUACAUGCGCCGAUUAGCGAACGGGGACGGGGACAUUGUCGCAGCGGUGCAGCGCGAAUGCUACGGAGACGAAUACGUGGAUGGGGAGGGUCUGCGCGAGCUCUGA